Messenger RNA from Aureobasidium melanogenum CBS 110374, 954 nucleotides. RefSeq names its product phytanoyl-CoA dioxygenase family protein. Bases 1 to 954 code for a protein of 317 amino acids. Lineage: Eukaryota; Fungi; Ascomycota; Dothideomycetes; Dothideales; Saccotheciaceae. The record is from RefSeq and is a predicted model, not a curated record. The transcript is spliced from 3 exons.
AUGAAACUUCAGUUCACUCGCAACUUAUCUUCAGCACCCAUCACUGUUGCUGUCACGUCAGAAGAGUUAGCUGCAAAGAAGCUGGGGUGGCACAAUCUUGAAAUAGCUACGCGGGCACUGCACCGUGAUGGGCUUGUAGUAUUGCAGGAUGUUAUUGAGCACUCUAAGCUUGACGCUCUGAACAGGACUAUGGUACAAGAUGCCCUCAAACUCCAAGCUCUUGGCGAUGAUGGUCCUUUCAACUACAAUAAAGGCAAUAUUCAGCAAGACCCCCCAAUGAUGAAGAGCCACUUUGACCCCUCGAUCUUUCUGAACCCCUUGGCCACACAGGUCACGACUUCUGUGCUCGGCCCCAAACCCCGCUUGACGUUCAUGUCCGGCAAUAGCGCACUUCCACCUGUACCAGGAGUGACGCCGCAAUCUCAACCCGUCCACACAGACGCAGAUUUCGACCAUCCGGAAUCGCCUUUCGCUCUCGUUGUCAACGUUCCACUGAUCGAGAUGGACAUCAACAACGGCAGCACAGAAGUAUGGCUCGGUACCCACAACAUCACUUCUCUGGCCGCACAGGAAGGCAAGCAGGGAGACAGAGCCAGCGGGCGGAUCGCCAAACAUCUGCUUGAACAACGUAAGCAAGAACGAGGCCCCUGCCAGCCUCAGGUCAAGAAAGGCUCGAUUGUGAUUCGCGAUCUCAGACUUUGGCAUGCUGGAAAGCCCAAUUUCAGCAAUGAUGUGCGGGUCAUGCUUGCCAUGAUUCAUUUCGCUCCGUGGUUUCGUAAUGCGAUGACCAUUGAAUUCUCGAAAGACUUAGAAAACGUCUUGGAUCGGGAGGGUAGCGACCUACAGAUCCAAAAAAGACUUGUUUCUGAGCAAACAAUCAUGGAUGGGUAUCUCAAUCGUGGCUACGGCAAUUCAUACAACUUCGACCAAGAGUCAAGGCUCGAGCACUUUUGA